Molecule: messenger RNA, 1233 nt
Organism: Glycine soja
Lineage: Eukaryota; Viridiplantae; Streptophyta; Magnoliopsida; Fabales; Fabaceae
Product: serine/arginine-rich SC35-like splicing factor SCL30
Exons: 8
Coding region: 173-988 (271 amino acids)
Biological process (GO): mRNA splicing, via spliceosome
Cellular component (GO): cytoplasm; nuclear speck
Molecular function (GO): RNA binding
Source: RefSeq, a predicted model, not a curated record
CACGUGAGAAGCAAAUACACGAAUAAACAAGAAGACAUUAAAAUGGUGUGUUGGUCCUAGGGUUUAAAAUCGGGUUGCUCUCCGAAGACAAGAAACGAAUCGAAGUCUUUUUCUUCUUCUUCCUCCUCUUACGAACUCGCGAGAUUUCUUUGUCCUCACUCAAGGGUUAGGGAUGCGGCGGAACAGUCCAGCAUACUACAGUCCUCCGCGGCGAGGAUACGGUGGCGGUGGCCGAGGAGGAGGGUCCGGCAGGAGGGGAUUCGGUGGAGGCAGGCGCAGGGACAGCAAUGGGAGCCUCUUGGUUCGUAACAUUCCCCUCGAUUGCAGACCCGAGGAGCUUCGCGUCCCUUUCGAACGAUUCGGGCCUGUUCGUGAUGUUUACAUACCCAAGGAUUAUUAUUCUGGAGAACCUCGAGGCUUUGCAUUUGUGCAGUUUGUGGAUCCUUAUGAUGCCUCAGAGGCACAGUACCAUAUGAACAGACAGAUUUUUGCUGGAAGGGAAAUAUCUGUAGUUGUGGCUGAAGAGACAAGAAAAAGACCAGAGGAGAUGCGCCACAGGACUAGUAGGUUCAGAGGACCAGCAAGCUAUGGAGGCCGAAGGUCUUCUCAUUACGGGCGUUCUCGAUCUCGCUCAAUUACCAGAUCACGCUCGCCACCUUAUCACUCUGGUUCUAGAAAUCGAUAUCGCUCAAGGUCCUAUUCUCCUGCUCCAAGACGACAAAGCGAUUACUCUGUUUCCCCUGGGAGGCAAGCUGAGCACCCCAGAUCACCAAGAGGUCCUCCCAGGGAGAAGGAUGGUGAUCAAAAGCGUAGGUCUUAUUCUCCUGCUUAUGGCAAUGGUAUCGAACAGAAUCAAAGCAAUGGAUAUGCUGAGAAAUCUAUGUACAAGUCUGAGGCUGAUGCUGAUCGUAGCCAGUGGAAGUCAUCGAGAUCACCCCCUGGAUCUAGAUCAAGAUCUGCUGAAUUGUCACCAAGGCGUGGAAGAUGAGGUUGCAGGUAGCUGGCAAUGUGCUGCUGGGGCUUCUGUACAUUUCCUGCAACUUAUCGCAACAUUUGCAAAAUCCUGUAUUUUGCUUGAAGUUUGCGAAUAUGAUGGAUGAAUGUAUAAUAAUUGACUUGAUGUGCGGGUUUUAUAUUUGGAUAUUUUGAACUUUCAUAACUAACCGUGAAUGAUGAAUUGUUGAGUUUGUUUUAUGACCCUAUGUUUUCAAGUUGACUGUUGCUGUUGUAUUA